UUGCCGAACCCGUUCUGGGAGGGAUAGUUGUUGGAAGUCAUUUGAGCGGGACCGCCUGGGUUCAUGGCUCAGAUAGAAAUGUACUUUUGUUGUUGUUGAUUAUAAGGCUCGUUGCGUGCACGGUCAGUGACAGGUGCAGCGGUUCGACAGCCAGAAAAGAGGUUGUGCGUGACCGUGAUCGUUUGCGUUUGCGUUCUUUGCGUGCAAUUAAGACGAGUGGAAUGUAGUAGUAUGAUGCAGAAUUGAAAAUGAAUAUCGAGUCCGAGGGAGCGACGAGUGCGAUGGCAAGUAACUUGGUGAUGGAGAGAGAGAAAGAACCAAGUGAGCAAGAGCCGGUGGUGACGCUUCCGGCGAGGUUUGAUCGGGUGGGUCGGGAAUUAAGGUCUGGAGGACGUACGUUCCGAGUGCUGGUCGAAGCAAGGAACGGAACAGUCGAACAAUCGAAUAAAAUACAGUCGAGAAUUAGGGAGUCCGGGGCUUGCUGUCAGCCGAUGAUGAUGAUAGGUUUGUAUUUUCGUCGAUGGAUGCCCUCGAGCGUAUCCUUCCUUGUCGGCCGUCUGUGCGUGCACGCGAGGGCUGGUGGUCUCUUCGUGUUUCAAUUCUCUCGAGCUUUUCCGUUGGCGCGUGCGUGUGCGUUGCAGAUGCGAACUAAUCAACCGACAGGAAGACAAAGGAAGGAAGUCACGGGAGGGAAGCUGAUUGAAAGAGGGAGAGGAGGGAAGGGAAGGGUGAGUUGGCGAGGUGGAGGAGAGGAAGAGGAGUGCAGGGAGUUGAGGAAAGAAGAAAGAGAGGCGACUGGAGACUCGAGAUGGCAGGCAGGCACGGUCGGAUGGACGGCGGCGAAAAUGGCAGGCGACAAGCCCCAGCCAGAACAAGCAACUCCUGCAGCUUCAGCCUUCAGGGCUACCGCUAGUCUGCUACUCCGUGCAUCCAGGGCUUCUGGCAGCUCUCGUAGGGGACUGGGGUCCUUUCAUCCAAUCAGCGUCGGCCUAUCCGUACACUCUGUUCAACAUGCCAGCCAAUGAGAGCGCCAAAGGCUGAUAGGCAUUUUGCGGACCACGGCUUUUCAGCACCAAGUGCUUUCAUCUGCUCUCUCCCGG
This is a messenger RNA of Emericellopsis atlantica, 1100 nucleotides long. RefSeq lists its product as uncharacterized. The coding region runs from base 249 to 1025 and encodes 258 amino acids. NCBI's taxonomy places the organism in Eukaryota, Fungi, Ascomycota, Sordariomycetes, Hypocreales, Bionectriaceae. The transcript has a single exon. The record is from RefSeq and is a predicted model, not a curated record.